GAGAUCAUAAAAUUUCCCCCUUUUCUUUUUCACAAGAGCGGGAACCCUAAUUUCACAAUUUCAAAAUUCAAAUUUCAAAUCACAGAUCUAACAAUCUUCCUUCUCUCUCUGUAAUCUAUGAUCUAGUUUUUAUGUUUGUUACAAGUUUGGUGUUGAUUUAGUUGAAACUACCGUUCAUAAGUUUAUCAGUUCAUCUCUAACUCAGAGAUGGAUUAUCAUAGUUUGAAAAGGAGAGAGCUCCAAGCGCUAUGCAAGGAGCAUAAUAUUCCUGCGAAUUCUGCCAAUUCCGUUUUGGCUGACAAGCUUUCUGCACUUUUUAAUGAAAAGCAGAAACCAAAAGCACGACAACGGACUUGUAUGAAGAGUUUGGUUGAAACUACUGACGAGGGUGAACCUGCAGAAUCAAAAAGACAAGCAAAGAAAGUCAGGUUUAGUCCAAAUAAUGACACAGUUGAGUAUGAGCGAUCUGGCGAAAAACAGAAGGAUAUGGUUACACAGGUGAAAACUCGGAGGAAAUCAAUGGCCAAGAAGGUCGAUCAACCAGUUGUUGAUAGUAGUGUUACUGUUGACUUAGUUGAGGAUACUGCACAAAUUCCUGUUAAGGUUACUAGAUCUAGGGCGCAGUCAUUAGUAAAGGAUGUAGUCAUUCCAAAUAAUAUAAAGAAUAAAGGUAGAGGGGAAACAAAAGAUGCUGGAAAGGGAACUGAUGUAGAUAAAGAAUCUGAAGGCAAUGUUGGUAAAGCUACGAGGGCAAGGGCCCGCACAUUGCAAAAAGGUGGUGAAGCAACCGAAUCAGUUGAGGAAACCGUGGUUGGCCGUGCUAGAGUUACAAGGUCUAGGGCACAAACCUCGAUGGAGGGCGGUACAAGUCGUGAUGCAAAUCCUGAUGUUAAGAAAAAGACCGGUAAACAAGUGAAAACAGAGGGACAAAGUGUCGAGCCCCCCGUGGAAGUUAUGGACGUUACAGUGAGAGCUACAAGGUCUAGAAGACAACCGCUAAAGGAAGAAGUUAAAAACACUGUUACUAAUCCCCAAGCUGAUAAGAAAAGAACCAGAAGAGAAAUGAAAGAGGAGGAUAAACAAGAACCUCCAAAGAGGAAAUCAUUGAGGACCAAAGGGGUGGAUGAAGAUGAAGGUGCCAAAAUGGAAGUGAUUAAUGAUAGCAGAGUUGCAAGGAAUCGUAAAAAUAAAGCUAACACAGUUGAGGUUCAAGAGCUUGAGGAACCAAUAAAGCAUGCCGGUAGGAAAACUGUAAAUCGAAGGAAAUCUGUUUUGCCGUCUGUAAAAGCUGACGUUGAUCCACAUCUUGAAGAGCCAGCCAGAAGAAACACUAGGCGGAAGUCUGUCGUUCAAAAAGCAACUGUCAAGGUCGAGUCUCCUACUGUUGGAAAAAAAGAUUCAAAACGUCUAUCUGGCAUUAUUGAAGAUAAAGAAAACGCUACUACUGGAACUCCUAAAUCCAAGAAACGCAGAGGAACCCCUGUUGAAGAUCCGAUUAUUGAAACCGAGCAUGGUUCUCCAAAAAGUUCCACACGCAGGGCUAGUAAAAGUGAAGGAAAAUCUGUUGCAAAAAAAGAGGUGGAGAGUAGUUUAAAGAAACCUGUGUCAAGAAUGAAUAUUCAGUCAUCUGUAGAAAAAGCAUCUCAUAAAGGAAAGAACUCAGCAAUAAGAAGUGGUGUAAUAAUUAAAGAGAGUAGUUCUAAAAAGAGAGCGAAGUUGAGUGGAACUAAACAAAGUGAUUCAGAAGAUCAAGUGGUUUAUUCUGGUAAAGAAGGGACCCCAGGUGCAAAAUUGAGUUUUAACCUUGAUGAAGAAAUUACCGAGCCUGAGGUUACUCCUGCCAUUAAAAGUGAGAGAAAGUCGACCCGUAGCACCAUCAAAAGUGAGAGAAAGGAGCCAAGUCAGUCAGCCAGGUUUACACGUAGCGCCAUCAAAAGUGAGAGAGAGGGGCCAAGUCAGUCAGCCAGGUUUACACGUAGCGCCAUCAAAAGUGAGAGAGAGGGGCCAAGUCAGUCAGCCGUUAAAGAACAACCUAUUGCCGGUCAAUUGUUCUCACCAGAAGGUGCAAAAUUCAGACAUGAUCCGGCUGUCAAUACAGCUCCAGGAAGAGUUGCUCGCAGAGGAAUCAAACAUGAUGGAAAUGCAGCAGGCAGUUUUUCAGAGAUGAUUGAUAAGAAGCAGACACGUCAAUUGGCUCUUAAAAAAUCUCUUGAUGAUGCUCAGAUGCCUUCACCUGAAGUUGCAGAAGUCGAGCCUGAUGUCGGAACCAUAGGAGUUCUGGCUGAAUCUGAACAACCUCUUGAUGAGGGUCAGAAGUUUUCACCUGCAGAUACAGAAGUCGGGUCCGAUUCAGGUGCUGACACCUUAAGAGUUCAAUCUGAAAUCAAACAACCUUAUGAUAAUGUUCUAUGCUCACCUGAGGUUGUGGAAGUACAACCCAAUCCAGACGGUGACACCGUAGCAGUUGGAUCUGAAAGUUUUAAAGAAGUAACGGUAGAUAAUGCUGAGAAUGUACCUGAUGAUGCAGUUUCCGAUGUAUCUCGUGUACGUAAUCAGAAUGAGGAGGUUAAUGUGGAAUCUGGAAUAUUUAGUGAAGCUGAAAAUUUGGAGAAAUCAGUCCAGGAGAAUCUUUCGUCAGGCAAUGAUGUUUAUGUCGAGUGUGAUGACGUUAUUUCUGACCCGAAGUCCCGUCUGGAUAUGUUUGGCAAUCAAGUUGAUUGUAGUAGUGUGGCUAAAGAGUUUGAAACUGGUUCAGAACUGUCGAAUGCAAAUAUGACUCUUGAUGUUACUUUCUCAGGCAUUGAUAUCGACAUUGAACGUGUCGUAGAGGCUAAUAGUAGUGUGCAGAAUGUAGAAUCUCUUGAUGUUCCUCUCUCAGGCGUUGAUAUCGACAUUGAACGUGUCGUAGAGGCUAAUAGUAGUGUGCAGAAUGUAGAAUCUCUUGAUGUUCCUCUCUCAGGCGUUGAUAUCGACAUUGAACGUGUCGUAGAGGCUAAUAGUAGUGUGCAGAAUGUAGAAUCUCUUGAUGUUCCUCUCUCAGGCGUUGAUAUCGACAUUGAACGUGUCGUAGAGGACGGUAGUGAUGUGCAGAAUGUAGAAUCCGAACAUGAUAAAUUGGCGAGCAAUACCGAUCAUGCUACAGACAAAGAGGAUGUUGGAGGUGUUGACUUAGAGCCAGCUCAGAUUGAAAGUAUGCCUGUGGCAGCUGAAGUUUUAGUUGCAUCUCAUGACCAAGAACCCGAACCAGAACGGUCGUUGAAUGUUGCUGUUGAUGAUGUUUCUUGUGAUACAUUACGAUCUGAUUCAGUAACGAACGAAGACGCACCAAAAAUUCUUUCUACUAGUGAAAUCGAUGACGUGGUUGUAAGAGUUGAUGCUCCGGCGGAGUUGGUAGUAGACAUCAAUAAGGAUGUUGUCGGUGAUAUGUAUGACAUGGAUGCUGAAGGUGAUGAAGAUAUUCAGCCAUUUGAAAGCGGAUGUAUUUCUUACAAUAUGAACAAUGAACAGACAAAAGAAGAGGCUGAGACGCAUAGAGAUGAUCCAGAACACGAAACAGCAACUGAUGAUGAUUCGGACAGUGGCAAAUUCAUGGAAGAUGAUUCACAUAUUGGUGUACAGGAGGUGGGGUCUGAACUUUUGGGAAAUAUAAAAGCUCACGAAGAUCUGGCAAGAGAAGAAGCCUCACCGAUCUUAAAUACAGGAGAGCAUACUGUUGAUGGGACAGAUUCUAGUCAACUUGUGGGAGAUAUUGGUGCUCAUGAAAGUCUAAUUACAAAAGAAAGUUCGCCGUUGACAUAUACGAACAAAGAAUCUCCUGUUGAUGGUACUGAUUCAGAUUUAUUGACUAUUAAGGAGGACGAUAGAAAUAAGCAAGAAGAAACUCAAAAUCAAGGUGCAUCUGUGGAUUGGGGGGAUUAUGAUUUCGGAACGGAUGAAUUUGAAAACCCAGUUUCAGCAAAUGGAAGUGCUGAUGAGGAGGCUAAAGGCAAAAAAGAUGAUCAAGAUUCAGAUCUCCAAAUGUCUGCUAGAGCAAGUUAUACAGUAGAAAAAAGUUCUGGUCUUGCAGCUGGCUUGGCCGAUUCAGUAACGAAAUUUGAGAAGGAUUCUAGAAAUGCUGCUGAUGGAAAAUCCCACCAAGCAUUAGAUACGCUGAACCAAAGUGCAAAUGCAGUAGAUAUGGGUGAAGAGGUUUUCGGCUGGUCUGGUGCUGAUUCGUCUAUGAAAUCGUUGUUUGAAACGCCAGCUGCUACUCGAAUCAGUCAUGUAAGAGACAGUCAGGAGGAUGCAGCCAAAUUUGCCAACCAAGAUAAUUAUUCGUCUCUGAAAUCAUUAUCUGCAACGCCAGCAACUACUCGAAUCAGUCAUGUAAAAACCGGUCAGGAGGAGGCUGUUGAUCUUACCAACCAAGAUCAUUAUUCAUCACUGAAACCCUUAUUUAAAACACCAGCUGUUACUCAAAUCAGUCAUGCAAAAGAUGGUCAGGAUUUAACACCAGCAACUACUCGAAUCAGUCAUGUAAAAACCAGUCAGGAGGAGGCUGUUGAUCUUACCAACCUAGAUCAUUAUUCAUCACUGAAACCCUUAUUUAAAACACCAGCUGUUACUCAAAUCAGUCAUGCAAAAGAUGGUCAGGAUGUAACACCAGAAACUACUCAAAUCAGUCAUGUAAAAACCGGUCAGGAGGAGGCUGUUGAUCUUGCCAACCAAGAUCAUUAUUCAUCACUGAAAUCGUUACUUAAAACACCAGCCGUUGCUCAACAUAGUCAUGCAAACGAUGGUCGGGAUGCAAAAACCGGUCAGGAGGAUGCUGUUGAUGUUGCCAACCAAGAUCAUUCGCGUGCAGAUUCAUCGCUGAAAUCAUUAACUAAAACACCAGCUGUGACUCAAAUCAGUCAUGUAAAAGAUAGGCUGGAGGAUGCUGCUGAUUUUGCUAGCCAAGAUUAUCAUUCAUCUCUGAAAUCGUUAUAUCAAACUCCAGCCGUUACUCAAACCAGUCAUGUCAAAGGUGGUCAGGAGGGUGCUGCUGAUUUUGCAAACCAAGAUCACUUGAGUGCAGAUUCAUCUCUGAAACCAUUAUUUAAAACGACAGCAGUUACUCAAAUCAGUCAUGUAAAAGAUGGGCAGGAUGCUGCUGAUUUUGGAAACCAAGAUCACUAUUCAUCUCUGAAAUCAUUAUUUAAAACACCAGGCGUUACUCAAAUCAGUCAUGUAAAAGAUCGGCAGGAGGAUGCUGCCGAUUUUGCAAACCAAGACCAUUAUUCAUCUAUGAAAUCAUUAUUUAAAACACCAGCCGCUACUCAAACCAGUCAUGUAAAAGAUGGGCAGGAGGAUGCUGCUGCUUUUGCAAACCAAGAUCAUGGUUCAUCGCUAAAAUCAUUAUUUAGAACGCCAUCCGUUACUCAAACCGGUCAAGUAAAAGGCCGUCAGGAGGAUGCAGUCAGUUACCGCAACCAAUAUCUUUCAUCUCUGAAACCCUUAUUUGAAACACCAGCUACUACUCAAACGAGUCAUGUAAAAGACGCACGGGGUGAAGCAACCAAUUUUGCUAACAAAGAUCAUUAUGCAGACUCGUCUCUGAAAACAUUGUUUGCAACACCAGCCCCUUCUAGAACGAGUCAUGUAAAUGACUGUAAUGACGAUAUCGGGUCUAGCAGAUCUGCAGAACAUGAGUUUAAUCAUCAGUGGGGAAAUGACCCGUCAAAAGAUUAUAAUGAUGAAAGUGGUCCAGGAAACGAGAUUCAUGGAGUUCCAAGCUUUGAAGAUUAUCCUCAUAAAUUAUUUGAAGAUGAUGUAGGCGGUUCAACUGACAGGUCGGUGAGUGACACACAUUUUGGGUUCAAACAUAUUGAAUUCUUAAAUGAAGCAACAGGAACAAGCCAUCAAAAUCUUUCCGGUUUGAAAGAUAACUCAACCCGUGGUCACGAGUUUGAAAAGAAAGAAGAUAACCUAAUGAAGGGGUCAGAAGUUAAUGAUGAUUUAGCCUUUGAUACAGGGCAUAUGCAUGAUUACAGGGACGACACUCAAUAAUCUAACAAGUGAAGUGAUGAUUUUCUAUAUGUAGAUGGGGACUUUGUGGCUAGUCAAAAACUUCUUUUAUUUUGUAUAUUUGACUACAUGUAGCACAAACUGACGCUGAUUUUCUAUCCUGUGCUAACUCUUAUACUUAAGACACUUUGAGCAGCUUUAUCGUCAUAUUUUGUUCUCAUUAGUUUGAA
Molecule: messenger RNA, 6215 nt
Organism: Helianthus annuus (common sunflower)
Lineage: Eukaryota; Viridiplantae; Streptophyta; Magnoliopsida; Asterales; Asteraceae
Exons: 23
Coding region: 208-6027 (1939 amino acids)
Source: RefSeq, a predicted model, not a curated record